AUGCCUCCGGCUCUGGCUCCGCUUCCGUAUCCUUACUCUUCUAUACCGGGUUCGAUCACUCCCACUUCUCAACUCUACUCCCAGUCCGGAACGUGUGAAAAGCAGCAACAGCAACAAUCUCUGGAUUCUUUUUCUAAUAGAUCCCAUCACUGGACCGCUCCCUGGAGGGCCGGUCUACCAACACCUCCCAGCGAAAUGAUGAACGGGGUUGCCUAUAACGCCUAUCUUCCUUCAAAUCCACUUACCACCACUACGACAAACACCCCAGGCAGCUAUGGCAGCAAUCGAAAUGGACUUUCGCUGCACUCGUACAGCAACUAUCCCAGUCACUCUCGUUCCAGCUACGGUUCUUCAUCGUUGUCCUCGACUUCUGCAGCCGUGUCUAGCAAGCCCCAAUAUCAGCCAACGUCGUCCGCCAAGCCUGUCGAAUUAGCGGGUCAGAAGAAGUCCACAAGCUCUUCGCUCCCCUCGUAUCUGCAGAUUCCCUCGUCCAUCAGUGACACAAAUGGCAAUCUCGCAGAAUUUGCAGCUCAGAUGACAUGUCUGUUCUGGUUCGAGAGCACAGCCAAGUUGAACGCGAUUGAGAACCGCCUGGACGGCCUCCCGAGCCUCGUUCCUGAAGUCAGUCCCGCAUUGGGUUUUCAAAAAUGGGUGACCACGGUGCUGUCGACGACGCAAGUCAGCCAGAACGUCAUCCUGUUGGCUCUCAUGUUCAUCUAUCGGCUCAAGAAGUUCAACGCCGGCGUCAAAGGGAAGAGUGGCAGUGAAUUUAGGCUGUUGACGAUUGCUCUGAUGCUGGGAAACAAAUUCUUGGACGACAACACUUACACCAACAAAACGUGGGCUGAAGUGUCAGGGAUAUCAGUGCAGGAGAUUCACAUAAUGGAAGUCGAGUUUCUCAGCAAUGUUCGAUACAACCUCUUUGCAUCGGCAGAGGAGUGGACCGAGUGGCAUUCUAAGUUGAGGCGUUUCUUUGAGUUCUACCGCAAGGCUUCUUUGGUCCCUGAGGGUAGUGAACAGCUGCUUCCCAAGACUCCUCCCGCCCUCCGCAUCUCUCCCAGCUUGGGACCUACGCCUCCGUUGCCGUCAUUGUCUCCUGUCUCGAAGCUCCCAUCGCCCCCGGUAAACGAGCCGUUGCGUGCCUUGCCAAACUGGAACGUUCCCAUGAACAAUGGCUCAUAUGCACCUCUUCCCCGGCUUGGGAAUGAAAUCCCGCCAUCCGUCAGUUCCCGAAAGCGGAGCCGUGAUGAACCGGCGGAGGAGCAUCCGAUGAAGCGAGUAGCCGUAUCUACCAACCCUCCUGUUGCAACUCUUCCGCCAUCUUCCGCUCUCCCCAGCAUCCCGACGCUUCCGCCGGUGUUGACACCGACUUCCGCUCCAGCUUCCCAGGCACCAAUGGCGAGACCAGUUUCCCAGCUUCCACGACCCAACAUCCCGGCCGCUUCCAACCUGACUCCUACCGUUCCCUCUUCCCUCUCGCAUCAACUCCCUCCGGUCUCUGUGCGUCCGGUGCCUUCAUCAUACAACACACCGACGUCUGCGUCGAACUGGGCCUCCCAGAUGCCAUCGACCACCAUUCCGUCUAUGUCGAGCGGCAUGUACACUACGCCUGUGUCUCUGCCGGACCCAGGACGACACCACCUUGGCGUCACUUCGGCCACCGUCUCACCGGCGCUGUCAGCGUACUCCGUUCACACAUCUCCAACCCAUCUGUCACCGUCCUUCUGGCUGGCGAACCGCAACUCGCCCUAUCGGCCUGUGCGAUCCGUCAACACUCUGCUAAUCCCUCCCCCGUCUGCGUCGCUUCAGCAAAACCGGCCCGUUCCUUAUGACCAUAUGCACUAUCAACCCUUGGGAAAGCCAGCGGCGGAGCGCAGAACCGGCCUAGUACCUUAUCUUCACCAGGACGCAUGGCCCCAGGGGCCCAUUGCUCAACCUGUCUUCCACCCCACUCCGAACUAA
Aspergillus chevalieri is the source of this 1962-nucleotide messenger RNA. RefSeq names its product putative mucin. The record is from RefSeq and is a predicted model, not a curated record. Lineage: Eukaryota; Fungi; Ascomycota; Eurotiomycetes; Eurotiales; Aspergillaceae. Bases 1 to 1962 code for a protein of 653 amino acids. The transcript is spliced from 2 exons. Gene Ontology annotation, biological process: regulation of cyclin-dependent protein serine/threonine kinase activity. Gene Ontology annotation, cellular component: cyclin-dependent protein kinase holoenzyme complex; nucleus. Gene Ontology annotation, molecular function: protein kinase binding; cyclin-dependent protein serine/threonine kinase regulator activity.